AUGUCCAGGACAAUGAGGGCAUGUUACCAGCCGCGCAGGGCAUCCUCCCGCCGCCUGGAGAGUCCCUUCUCUUGGGGCUUCCUGGGGAUCCUUUUGCUGGCCCUAGAGCUCCUGCUACCCACAUGCUCAGAUGCCUGUGAUGACCUACUAACAUUCCAAUCUAUGAAACCCAAGGGUUAUCCUGAACCCCCUUAUCAUCCAGGGGACACAGUGGAAUAUGAAUGUCGCCCAGGAUACAAGCAUCGUUUUCCUGUCCUUUCCAUCUCUGCUGUUUGUCAGCCUGACAACACAUGGGCACCUCUCCAGGAGGCCUGUACAAAAAAGUCAUGUCCACAGCUAGAAGAACUACUAAAUGGACAAAUAAAGUACAAAAAUGGAAAUCUGGAGUUUGGUACAGAAGCUCAGUAUGGUUGUAAUGAGGGUUAUUAUUUACAUGGAACAAAAAUUCUACAUUGUGAACUCUCUGGAAAUGAUGUGGAAUGGAGUGAUGCUCCACCGCAUUGUGAAGAGGUUUGGUGUAAACCACCUAAACAAAUACCAAAUGGGAAAUUCACCAACAGCCACAAGGAUAUAUUUGAAUAUAAAGAAGAAGUUAUUUACAGUUGCAAUCCUUCAAAGGGACCAGACGAAUAUUCACUUUUUGGAGAGAGCAGGCUUGUUUGUUCUGGGCUUAACCAAUGGAGCCCUGAUCCUCCUGAGUGUAAAGUGGUCAUAUGUGAAUAUCCAGCGCUGGAGAAUGGGAGACUGGUGUCAACACUUGAAAAGGGAAAAUUUCAGUACAAAUCAGAGGUUACGUUCCAAUGCGAGGAGGGAUUUUACCUUGAAGGCAGCCGCACUAUUGUCUGUGGAGCCAACGGUACUUGGGAGCCUAAGAUCCCAAAAUGUACUGAAGAUGCCUGUGAUGACCCACCAAGAUACCAAUCUAUGAAAAUCAAGGGUAAUCCUAAACCCUCUUAUAAUGCUGGGGACACAAUAGAAUAUGAGUGUCGCCUAGGAUACAAGCGUAUUAUUCCUGUUCUUCCCAUGUCUACUGUUUGUCAGCCCAGUAACACAUGGGUACCUCCUCUCCAGGAGGCUUGUACAAAAAAGGCAUGUCAAAACCUAGGAGACCUCGUAAAUGGCGACGUAGUCUACGCUAAUGGAAGUAUGGAGUUUGGCUCACAAGCUCACUUUAAAUGUAAUGCUGGUUAUUACUUACUUGGACCAAAAAUUGUAUAUUGUGAACUCUCUGGAAAUAAUGUGGAAUGGAGUGAUAAUCUACCACGUUGUGAAAUGGUCAAAUGUACCUAUCCAAAUGUCCCGAAUGGAAGAGUGGUGUCCGGAUUUGGAAAAAAAUAUCUGUACAAAGCAGAGGUUAAAUUCGAAUGCCUUGCAGGAUUUUACCUUGAAGGCAGCAGCACUAUUGUCUGUGGAGCCGACAGUACUUGGAAGCCUAAGAUCCCAACAUGUAUUAAAGUAUAUACCACUUCCGAUGAUGAUACACCAAUUAAAGGCAGUGAUUUAGGUAUUAUUUUGUUAUUAAUAAUCCUCCAUUAUGAGACCUUGGAGUUCUCCAUAGAAAUAUCAUAUUUCAAUUAUCCGUGGUUUGAGAAGAAACAACCUGUCAUGUGA
This is a messenger RNA of Myotis myotis, 1611 nucleotides long. RefSeq names its product membrane cofactor protein-like. The transcript is spliced from 11 exons. The record is from RefSeq and is a predicted model, not a curated record. Gene Ontology annotation, biological process: negative regulation of complement activation, classical pathway. NCBI's taxonomy places the organism in Eukaryota, Metazoa, Chordata, Mammalia, Chiroptera, Vespertilionidae. The coding region runs from base 1 to 1611 and encodes 536 amino acids.